AUGGAAGCAAUGACCAGCGUUGACUUUAAAAACUGCUUUAUCUUAAUCCUAAUAAGCCUCUUCUCAACCUUCUUUCUCUUUGUCUUCUUCUUCAAGAAACCAAAGAAUGGCUUCGACUUAUCUCCGAGCCCUUCCCUUCCUAUCAUCGGUCAUCUUCACCUUCUCUUCUCUGCUUCAAUCCACAAGUCUUUUCAUCCAGUGGCCCACGAGAUCUUCAAGGACCACGACAUGAGCGUCUUCUCUCAUGGUGCUAUUGGUAUUGAUGAGUGCCUUGUGUUCGGAGCUUUUGGCUUCAUCAAAGCUCCCUAUGGAGAUUACUGGAAGUUCAUGAAGAAGCUCAUCACUACCAAUAUGCUCGGACCCCAGGCGCUUGAGCGUUCACGAGACGUUCGUUCAUUUGAGAUAGAGAGAUUCUACAGAAGUCUACUUGAGAAGUCAAUGAAGAAACAUAGCGUUGAGAUCGGUGAGGAAGCGUUGAGGCUUGUUAACAAUUUCCUCGGCAAGUGA
This is a messenger RNA of Brassica napus (rape), 507 nucleotides long. RefSeq names its product cytochrome P450 705A1-like. Gene Ontology annotation, cellular component: membrane. NCBI's taxonomy places the organism in Eukaryota, Viridiplantae, Streptophyta, Magnoliopsida, Brassicales, Brassicaceae. The transcript has 2 exons. The coding region runs from base 1 to 507 and encodes 168 amino acids. Gene Ontology annotation, molecular function: oxidoreductase activity, acting on paired donors, with incorporation or reduction of molecular oxygen, NAD(P)H as one donor, and incorporation of one atom of oxygen; heme binding; iron ion binding. The record is from RefSeq and is a predicted model, not a curated record.